GUUGAAACAGUUCAGUUCAUUGUCAUGACUUGCCAAUUUGUUUUCCAUUUGAGCGAUAUUACAAUCAACAAUCAAAAAAAUUUGAACAUCAAAAACGAUGGCUUUUGAACCGAAAAUAGCUUCUGAUCUUUCGGCCAUUCCGAAUGGCAAAACUCAUCUUGAAGAUAUGGUCAUUAAUGGUAUGUUCGAAGAACCAGUAUCUACUGGCACAACAAUUAUGGCCCUAGAAUUCGAUGGCGGUGUUGUAGUUGGAGCUGAUUCGCGAACAACAUCUGGUUCUUUUAUCGCAAAUCGUGUUACGGAUAAAUUGACAAAAAUUACCGAUCAGAUUUAUGUAUGUCGAUCAGGAAGUGCGGCUGAUACACAAGCAAUAGCCGAUGUUGUUGCCUAUCAUUUGGAUUUUUAUCAAAUGGAAACAGGUGAACCGGCAUUAGUUCCGAUUGCCGCUAAUCUAUUUCGAGAUAUGUGCUACAAUUAUCGUGAUUCUAUAACUGCUGGAAUUAUUUGUGCUGGAUGGGAUCGUCGGUAUGGUCCACAAGUUUAUACAAUACCGUUGGGCGGCAUGGUCGUGCGACAACCUGUAUCGAUUGGUGGAUCUGGUUCAACUUAUAUCUAUGGUUAUGUUGAUUCACAAUAUCGACCAGGAAUGAAUAAGGAAGAAUGUUGUCAACUCGUAACAAAUGCUUUAUCAUUGGCUAUGGCACGUGAUGGAUCAAGUGGUGGUGUAGCAAGAUUGGCUAUCAUUACUGAACAAGGUGUUGAACGUCGUGUUACAUUAUCUGGUGAUUUACCUAAAUUUCAUGAAGGAUAAUUAUGAAAUGAAUAUUUCCCAUAUAUUUCAAUUUCUAAAUAAACUUUUUUUAAUUCAUUGA
Dermatophagoides farinae (American house dust mite) is the source of this 872-nucleotide messenger RNA. RefSeq names its product proteasome beta1 subunit (gene Prosbeta1). Gene Ontology annotation, molecular function: threonine-type endopeptidase activity. The record is from RefSeq and is a predicted model, not a curated record. Gene Ontology annotation, cellular component: proteasome core complex; cytoplasm. NCBI's taxonomy places the organism in Eukaryota, Metazoa, Arthropoda, Arachnida, Sarcoptiformes, Pyroglyphidae.